UUCACAGGAAGCAGCCAUCAGAUAGAGUUGUCCGCGAACCUUGGGAGCUAAAAAGUUCCUUGCAUAGAACAUAACAAUUGCAUCUGUGUCUUAAGUGAAUAGUGGACUAUUUUAUUGAAGUGAAUCAUGGAGGAGACACGGCAAUAUGAUGAUGAUCCAAAUACGCUGUCGAUGGUGAAUGAAGAACCCACAGAUCUUGGGUCUCCACCAUGGGAGGAAGAAAAGAAAGAUUUUUAUUGGAUGGGUGGCGUUUUCCAGUGCUUUUCGACCGUUGCGUCGCUGUUCCGGGGCGAAGAUUACAAAGGAGCCCAAGAAAACUGGGAAGUCCCCAUCGAGAAGAUCACAGACCUGUUCUAUUUGGGGUCCGGAGCACAAGGAGUAGUAUUCGGAGCACAUCUAGAUGGAGAAAAAGUGGCCGUCAAGCAGCUGCGCACAAAGCAUGAGACAAACAUCCGCCAUCUACUCAAACUCAACCAUGAGAAUAUUGUGCGUUUCCGCGGCGUGUGCACAAGUCCCCCACACUUCUGCAUCAUCAUGGAGUAUUGCCAAUAUGGGCCACUGUUCGACUUCCUGCACAGCAACACAGUAUUCAUGCCAAAGCAGUUGCUCAAAUGGGCUAAAGAGAUCGCCCGCGGCAUGGGCUACUUGCACGCAAAUAAGAUCAUACACAGGGAUCUAAAGAGCCCCAACAUACUGAUCUCCGACAAUUUGGUGGUGAAAGUGAGCGACUUCGGCACGAGCCGCGAAUGGAAUGACGUCAGCGCUGUGAUGAGCUUCACUGGCACAGUUGCCUGGAUGGCGCCAGAAAUAAUACGCCACGAGCCAUGCUCAGAGAGGGUAGAUGUCUGGUCGUUCGGCGUGGUUAUAUGGGAGUUGCUCACCGCCGAGGUGCCAUACAAGAACUUGGAGACGCACGCUAUAAUGUGGGGAGUUGGCACAAACUCGAUCUCGCUGCCGAUUCCAUCCACCUGCCCGGCGAGCCUGCAGCAGCUGCUGAAGCAAUGCUGGAACCGCGUGCCACGCAAUCGGCCACCAUUCAAGAUCAUCGCCGCUCACUUGGAGAUGGCUGGCGGCGAACUGCGCUCCAUGGACACGGAGACAUUCAAGAACAUCCAGAAUGGAUGGCGCUCGGAGGUGCAUGAGUGCAUGGAGCACCUCUAUGCUAGGAGUGCCAAGUCCUUCAGCCAGGAGAGCACAGAUGUUGUUGCUCAGCGCCGUGAGGAUCUCAAACAGGCCCGCGACCUCCGCUAUGUGUAUGAGCAGCAAGUGACACGCGCUAACGAGCUGUUCCUCGAGGUCUGCGCUGUGCGCCUGCAGCUCGAACAGCGCGAGAAGACAAUUGCUGAGAAAGAGAACGCGCUGAACGAUUGCCGUUGCGGCCACCGCGGUAUCAAGCUGUUCCAGCGCCAGGCGUCCUCCUCGUCGGACACCGCCAAGGUACACGUAGUCGAGCAGCGCCGCCGCAAGAAGAAGCCCGAGGCGAUCCUGCCCACCCAGCUCGUCGUGCAGUACGACGACAAGCGCGCUGAGACCGUGACCAUGACCAUGGACGACCACUCACACUGCCCCUGCAACGAGCAGAGCCGCCACUUCGAGAACAACAACGCCAAGGACACGGUCAUCGAGAUGGAGGACAACGGCAACUUCGUCGUCCGCGACACCGCCUCCAACGACUACCUGAACGACAACUACAUCCCAGACGUGGCACAGGUGUAAAGUGGACUGGUCGUAUUUCUUCUGUUUUUCGGUUCUGUUUUCAGUUUUAUUUUUUAUUUGAUUUUCGUUUAUGACCAGAAGAUUUACGCAUCGACAUAGAAAAACUUUUCUGUUUUGCGAAUUUUCGCGAAUCUGUUACGUUUUUGUUAAGGCUAGAUUGGAAAGAGCUGUGGCUCGAAAGAGCAACGAGGACGGAAUAUUAGAAUUGUAU
Colias croceus (clouded yellow) is the source of this 1927-nucleotide messenger RNA. RefSeq names its product mitogen-activated protein kinase kinase kinase 13-like. Gene Ontology annotation, biological process: protein phosphorylation. The transcript has 7 exons. Lineage: Eukaryota; Metazoa; Arthropoda; Insecta; Lepidoptera; Pieridae. Gene Ontology annotation, molecular function: JUN kinase kinase kinase activity; ATP binding. The coding region runs from base 127 to 1716 and encodes 529 amino acids. The record is from RefSeq and is a predicted model, not a curated record.